CUUUUGCUUUGUUGCGAGUCUGGGGGGUGUCCGUCGGGUCCACGAGUGAUGGAAAGGCAAUGGCGGGCAAAGAAAAUUUUUGGAACUGGACAAUGGCAAGAGAUGUCAAGGAUAAAAAUAAAAAAAGUUUUUAAAAUGACAUUAAGAGGAAAAAAAGAAGGGGUGGAAUAGGGCCAUUGGUGGUGGAAUUGGGGGAGAGGUUAUGACAAACGAUGCUACAGGAGCUGCAGAAGUACUAAAUGAUGAUCAAAUCAAAUAUUAAGUAAGUUCUUGGCCUCAGUUUUUAGUAAGGAGGAGAUGGGAAGUUUAUUGGAUCUGGAAAGAGAACUUAGCGGUGUUGCAGAGGGAAGUUGUGGACUAUACACAUCACUACCAGCAGGCAAAUAACCUUGCAAACUUAAGCUAAACAAAUCCCAAGGGCCAGGAUACAGGGUAUAGUUUGGGACACGACAUGUGAAGCGACUGAUGGGAAGGUGGAAGGCAAACUGGAUGGACCUUGGUCUUCUUUCUCCAAGCAAGUUCUUCUAUACUUAAGGACGGCCGGUAAUUGUACAGACGUGUUUGCGGAUCUUUGCACAGAACCCCUUCCCAUGCAGGUUAAUGACGGGUCAAGGCAUCAGGAAGAGAAUCACAAACCGUACAUGGAGAUGGAAAAGAUGACAGAGGAGGGGAGCGUUCAGUCCAGGGAGCAGGAUAUCAAAGCCCAGUUGCAGAUUGGAAGUGAAGAACUUUCGCAGGAUUCAUAUGGCAGCAUAUCCGAGGCUCCUAGUGAAGAGAACUGUGGAGAGAAGGAGGAAGAAAAGGAAGAACAGUUAAUGGAAGAAAAGAAAAGGAAAAAAGAGGACAAGAAGAAGAAAGACGCCACUCAGAAGGUCACAGAACAAAAAACCAAAGUGCCCGAAGCGACGAAGCCAAGUCUAAGCCAGCCCCCUACUGCCACCCCAGUUGGCAGCGUUCCAACACCACCCGGCAACGGUGGUAACAAUGCCAAAAGGGCGGUGGCCACCAACGGCCAGCCACAGAACGCCGCCCGCUACCUGCCCCGUGAGGUGCCUCCUCGAUUCCGCCAGCACGAGCACAAGGUGUUACUGAAACGCGGGCAGCCCCCUCCGCCUUCCUGCGGGCUUCUCGGAGGUGGUGCGGGGCCUCCCGGGCUGCCGGGGACAAACCCUGGCACCACACAAGCGUCAGCGCAACCCAACGGCCCGCUGCAGCUCGGCGGUGCACCAGCGGAUUCAAGCCCUGGGGGUGCUGGUUCAAAUUAUGCAAGUUCUGCUUGGGGUUCAAGCUCGUCCAGCGCUGAUCCCCAUCACCACGGCUGGGAUAAGUUGAUCGUAGACGGGUCUGAUAUGGAAGCUUGGCCUUGCAUCACAGGCAGAGACUCGGAGGCCGCCUCGGAACACGUAGACAAUGAAGCUGCUUCCAGCCUGGCCUCUGAGAAGAGCCUGUCGCCAGCAGGGGUCGCUACCAGGAGCGGCAAGGGACCUCCGAGCCAGUGCCCGGCCGGCAACGGGAAGAGUGAAUGUAAAUUGGGGGCCUGGAACAUGGGUCUCGUGCCUAAACCCAGUCAAACAACUUCCAUCUCUUCGGAGAGCAAAGAGGGACUCAGCAAUUGGAAAAACUUGAGCAGCCCCGACGGAGGGGCGGGCCUGGGCUUGACCUUGAACCCAAACAUCAACCCGUCGGCCUGGCCGGUGUUGGGCCAGGAGGGCAACUCUGGUAAAGGGACACUGGAGACGGACAUUCUGAGCUCCGGUUCAGUCGGUCAAAGCCCCAGGGAUCAGGACGGCACCGCUGCGGGCGCCUGGGCAAAACAGACAAAAGCGGAAAAUGCGGGUGUUACAUGGAAUGCUUCUGUCGGAGAACAGCCUCCAGCUCCGAACACUGAUGGACCAAAUAACAGCGACACUAACUCUCUGAAUCCCGGCUCGCAGAGCAGCGGGAACCCUUUGCAAAACAAGGGAGUGUCCGAAGCAACAGGGAACGGGACCUGGAACAUGCCCUUAGGGAUGGGCUUGGGAAGCCCCUUGGUAUUGAACCAGUCCCCGAGCACUGACUCCUCGUCCGAAGGCAGUAUUAGAGCGACUCUGGAAGGACGGGGAACUUGGAAUACAGUCUGGGGAUCCACUGGAGCCGAUUCCAUUUCUGGACAGAAUGGUAUAGGAGCCGAUGGCAAUAACGUGCAGUGCGGCGACGAGCUGAUCAAAACUGGCUCCGUCAUGAAACAGUUGCUAGUGAACCGGUCGCGGACUGAAUCCUGGGACAAUAACGGCGGUCCGUGGGACUCUGAGCCACAAGACCCCGGGAAAGCCAAACACUGGGGGAAAGGGAACAGCAGGACAGCUCCCGGCAGUGCUCAGGGUAUGUGGGGUCAACAGCCCGGGGCGGAUAACCGCCCCGAAGGGGAAUGGGGUAGCUCUCUCAGCGAACAGAACUCUGGCACAGGCGGCUGGGACAAUCACAGAGUCAAUCCCCUCCCGGAACAGCAAGGAGAGAGCGCGCAGAAUCCCCAAACCUGGGCAAAGGCUUCGGGUUCUAUUGGCAGCGACUCGGGUCGAGGGAGCAACAAGAAGGGGGGCCCCGGCCCCGAAAGUCACCCCGGGGCCCGUCGUGCAAACAAGAUGGACUCUUCCGAGCAGGAGGAGGCGGUGCAGACUGUCAUGAACCGGACGGACCUGGACCCCAGGGUGCUGUCCAACAACGGCUGGGGCCAGACUCAGAUCAAGCAGAACACCACAUGGGACACUGAGGCACCCGCCAGGAACGAGAGGCGCACGGACAAAGGAACCGAAGGGUGGGAGAGCUCUUCUUCCUCCUCCACCACUGCUGCUCCGAGCACUAACUCAGGGGGCUGGGGCGAAGGGCCCGCUCAGAGCAGUCACUGCUCGUCUGGGUGGGGAGAGGCUCCGCAGCCUUCAAGUGCGGAGUGGAAGGACACAAAGAACCCCAGCGGGUGGGUGGAUCCAAAGAGCGGCCAAGGUUGGGGUGGCGGGAUGCCAGAGGAGAAGCUGCCAUCUUGGAACGACGGCCCGAGGGUCAAGGAGUCCGGCUGGGGCGCAAGACAGCAACCGGGUCAGAGCUGGUCAACAAAUAACGGCUGGGGAGACGGAGGAGGAGGAGGACAGUCGGCCGACCAGCCCAAAGGGGGCGGUUGGGAGGCUCCGAGCUCGGGCUCCAGGUGGGGCGAGGGAGGCCGAGGCGAUGGGGGAUCCUGGGGAGGAGGGGGCAACGUCAAUGCCAACCCAAGGAGCGGUUGGGAAGAGACCUCGCGGCACCAGGGGUGGGGGGAGACGCCCAAAGCCGCCGCUCCGUCCUCCUGGAACAAGCAGCAAGAACCCCCAUUGCCCAGCUCCUGGGGCUCGAUGCCCGCCGGGGGCCGGCAAUCGGGGCCCAGUUGGGGUCAGGCGACCCCAGUGCCCCCCACCCCUCUGCAGCCCACGCCAAAGGAAGAGGAGCCCACUGGCUGGGAGGAGCCCUCCCCUCAGUCCAUUUCGAGGAAAACGGAGAUCGACGACGGCACUUCAGCCUGGGGCGACCCCAGCAACUACAGCUACAAACACGUGAACCUGUGGGACAAGAACUCGCAGGGUGAGGGCUCCGGCGGAGGUGGUGCUGGUGGUGGGGGCAGCAUGAUGCCGCGGGAACAGAACCCGGCCAACCCCGGGACAGGACGAGGCUCCACAUCGAGUUCCGGUUCGAAAUCUAUGCAGGACGGAUGGGCAGGGGGUGACAGACCCCCUGUGACAGGUACCCAUCCCCCUAGCUGGGAGGAAGAGGAUGACGGAGAAAUGGGCCUGUGGAACAGCACAGGAACUCAGGAGACUAACUCGUCCUACAGCUCGUCCAACUGGGCCUCAGGGGGGAAGAAACUUAAGGGCUCCAUAUCCAUGAAAGGUGGGAACAAUGACACGUGGAUCAACCCUCUCUCUAAUCAGUUCUCUAAACUGGGAUUACUGAGGGAGUCUUCCGAAGACAGUGUUGGUAACAAGAUGGACUUAACGGUUGGCGGUCUUCCCGACAAAAAGCUGGAGUCUGAUAAACGAGGAAUGAACAUGGAUUACAAUGGAAUGAUGAGGAAAGACCGAUCAGGAUUCCGGCCACCCAAUCCCAAAGAUUCUCCCUCCACAGACAAUGGGCCCUACUUUGAGAAGAGUGGCAAUCAUGGUCUGUUCGGCAGCAGUGCAGCACAAUCCAGAGGUAUGCACCCGCCUCAGGUGCCACCCAUGAACUCAUCACAGCCUAACCUACGGGCUCAAGUGCCUCCACAGUUCCUGCCCCCUCAGGUUCCUGCCUCCAUGCUGAAACACGCCCCUCCGAACGGCGCCCUGAACCCAGCCCUCUUCAGCCUUGGUCCCCAACUUUCUUCCCAACAGAUAACCAUGCUCAGCCAGCUCCCUCAGCUACCCCAGCUACAGCUGGCGUACCAGCUCCUGAUUCAGCAACAGCAGCAACAGGUGCUGCAGAGCCAGCGGAAGCUCUCGGUCGCAGUCCGACAGCAACAAGAACAGCAGCUUGCUCGCAUUGUCAGCGCUCUGCAACAGCAGCAGCAGCAGCACCGACACCCCAAUGCCCCCGGGAUGAAGCACUCGCCCUCACACCCCGGGCUACCCAGGCAACACCUGGACAAUGUCGUGCCUAGCUCUCUCUCCUCCGGCCUUCCAGACUUCCAGACCAAAGGACAACUUCAGCCAGGCUACCCCAUGGGCCUGAGUUCAAACAUGAACAUGAACCAGUUAGACGUCAACAGUAUUGUAGGGAUGAAGGAGCCUCAGUCUCAGCAGUCGCGGCUCAAGCAAUGGACAACCAUGGACGGUCUCUCUCCUGCCACUCCACCGCCAGAACACAACCCCCUGAAAAACGGUGCUAUUUCGAGCAGUAUGGCACCAUCGGUGAAGCCUCGCGACAGUCUGCCCUACUACGAGAUGAUCGCGGGCGACUCCUUGGCCAGCCACUCGGGUCCUGCCAGUGACAACUGGGCCACCCCUAAGCUGUCCAACGGCUCCAGCUCCAGUUGGCCUCCAGAGUUCCGCCCUGGGGAGCCCUGGAAGGGUUUCCAAAGCAUCGACCCCGAAUCUGACCCCUACGCCACCCCGGCGAGCAUGAUCAGCAGCUCAGCGGCCCCCCCCUCCCCGGACUCGGAACACCAACUUCUCAGGGACAGGAGCACAGGGUCCAGUUCCUCCCUGAACACCUCGCUGCCUUCACCCGGUGCCUGGUCCUAUAGUGCCUCAAACAGCUCCUACAGCACCGUACAGAGCACUUCAGCCAAGUUCAACGACUUCAAAUCGACCUGGUCGCCGGAUCCCAUCGGCCAUCCCAGGAUGUGGAAGAAUCAAAUCCCCUCGAAGAACACUAACCCCCCCACCCGCCCCCCGCCCGGGCUGAGCAAUCAGAAGCCCCCCUCCUCCCCGUGGGGCAGUGGGGCUCCCCGCUUCAGCCGAGGAUGGGGACUGCAGGAGUCCCGCUACGUGCCGAGUACUAACUGGAGUGACGGAGGUUCGAGCGGAUCUGGUCGGGUCAGCUCCUGGCUUGUGCUUCACAAUCUCACUCCACAGAUCGACGGCUCAACCCUGCGCACCAUCUGCAUGCAGCACGGCCCACUGAUAACAUUCCACCUGAACCUGACCCACGGCACCGCGUUGGUGAGAUACAGCACCAAGCAGGAGGCCGCCAAGGCACAGACAGCGUUGCACAUGUGUGUGUUGGGGAACACUACCAUCCUUGCUGAGUUUGUCAGCGAAGAGGAAGUCAAUCGCUAUUUUGCACAAGGUCAGUUAUCCACGCCAUCUCCGGGCUGGCAGACACUGGAGACAGGACAGAGCCAGAUGGAGCCGGUGGGGAGCAGCCUGCACUCAUUCGGGGGGCGCAGCCUGCUCAGCCAGUGGAACAGUGGGGGUCCGGCAGUCAACAGGGGCAGCAGUAACCUGGCGGGUGCCUCUCUCUGGGGGACCACAAACUACACGGCCAGCUUAUGGGGUUCCCCAGCCUCGGAGGACUCACACAGGAUGGGCAGCCCUGCUCCCUUGCUACCCGGUGACCUGCUGGGAGGAGGGGGCGAUUCGAUCUGAAAUUUGAAACUCUUUAAGCUUUUUUCAACCUUUAGACCUGUGACGAACGACCUCGUGAACAUUUUUUUUUCGUUGGAACAGCAGCACUAAUUAAUCUGUGUAUUUUUUUUUCAAACUGCAAUAAGUUUUGAAAAAAACGAGAGUUUAA
This is a messenger RNA of Callorhinchus milii (elephant shark), 6216 nucleotides long. It is a transcript of the gene tnrc6ba, whose product is annotated as trinucleotide repeat containing adaptor 6Ba. The record is from RefSeq and is a predicted model, not a curated record. NCBI's taxonomy places the organism in Eukaryota, Metazoa, Chordata, Chondrichthyes, Chimaeriformes, Callorhinchidae. Gene Ontology annotation, molecular function: nucleic acid binding. The coding region runs from base 591 to 6068 and encodes 1825 amino acids. Gene Ontology annotation, biological process: positive regulation of nuclear-transcribed mRNA poly(A) tail shortening; miRNA-mediated post-transcriptional gene silencing. Gene Ontology annotation, cellular component: nucleoplasm; P-body. The transcript is spliced from 24 exons.